This is a messenger RNA of Poecilia latipinna (sailfin molly), 5468 nucleotides long. RefSeq names its product inhibitory synaptic factor family member 2B (gene insyn2b). The transcript has 2 exons. Lineage: Eukaryota; Metazoa; Chordata; Actinopteri; Cyprinodontiformes; Poeciliidae. The record is from RefSeq and is a predicted model, not a curated record. Bases 3893 to 5440 code for a protein of 515 amino acids.
AGCUGUGGUUGUUUUAAAGUGCUUUAUAAAUAAAGUUGGUAUGGUAUGGUAUAAACCCUCUCUCCCUCACCCUGACCAAUUUAUGCACAACUUACAUUUGAAAUUUAUGAGUAAAGGCAAUCUUCCUCCUGGAUUUAUUUUAAUUUAAUUUGCCAAAGUUUAAUUGUACACAUUAAGCAUCCCCUAGAGAUACUCGGGGAGGGGGGUGGCAUUAAAUCACAAUUAAUGCAAUUUAAAACUAAGCAGGAAGAGUUUAUAACCCAAAGAAAUGUGUGUCACAUGGACCAGCACGAUUCCUACCAGUGUUGAAAAGGGAGGUGAUUUUCACAUUGCGUAUGAAGCAUUUAAACUUUUUUAAAAAAAAAGACAGGAUGUCAUCACACAGCUAAAACCUGAAUACAGGAGACAGUAAAGUAAGCAUUAAAAUAACACAUCGAAACAUCGUAACUAUGACUAGGUUUAACAAGCAGAAAGAUUAGGUUUGAAUUGUGUCUCCUUUCUACCUUUUCCUCUUUUCUUUCCAUCUUCCAUCCUUUAUUGCUCCAUUUGAAGCUUCCUCCCAGGUGGGAAAUCAUUACAUGGCUCACAACUGUGAUUUUCCAAUAUUUUUAUUUUUUUAUUUUUAAACAGAACACCUAAAAAAUAAAAAAGCCUUGCUGGGAGCCUGCGGCACCUCUCCAGACACAAACUUGUCUUUGACCUCGCUCUAUUACACACAAACACACAUGAGCCUGCAUGUUUCCCCAGACCCAGAGGGUGAGAUAUAAAGCUAAGGGGGCCUAGAGGUAGAGAUGGAUUGUCAGGUGGUUUAAUUAGAGCUGCAGUGAGUAUUUGUCUGAGACAAAGAUUUAGGGGGGUCUCUUUGCAUUUGGAGCAUGAACGUGAACAUAGCGGUCUGGUAAGGAAACAGAUCAAUGUGUCCUCAUUUUUUUUUUUUUUCUUUUCCCCCCCUCAAGUCAAGAGCAAGGAGACAAAUUCAGGUGAUACUAAUAGGAGAGAGAAAAACUAGGAAAGGAGGGAGUUCAAGGAGAACGGAAUAAAAGUGUGCAGAUGAGAGGGCAGGAGGACUAGAAAAAUGGGAUCGAAUGAGAUAUAUGCAAGCUAAAAUACGGAGAUUUUUCUCUUUCUCCUGCCUACACAGCGCGCUCCUUCUCCUCCCUUCUCCGUCUCUCUCUUUGACAAUGACAUCCUUCUCCUCUCAUCCUGCACUCCAGAAUCAAAUAGCUGUGACCAUGCUCUAACACAGCUAUCACUCGCAUCAGACCCCUCUUGCCGCUUCAGCCUGCAUGUGUGUGCACAACCCCAUUUACAUCGGUACAAGCGCGCGUACAGGAGCUGUUCUCUCUCUCACUAGAGGUCAAGCGAAACACAACACAAGGUGAGUCAACCACUUUGCCGUGGCGCAUAUAUCACUGGUUAUUUUCAGAUAAGGGAGGGGGGUUUCGCCGGGGACACUCAUGAGGAUGCUGCAUCAGAGAAACACUCGGUGAAUAGUAACUGAAAUCUCACUCAGGAUGUUGGGGGAAGUCUAGAAACAUUAAUACACAAAUACAUUUAGGGACUGACACAACUUCAGCUGGCUCGUCUUUGAAGACACUCGUGCUUCUUGAAAUUCUUUUAGGGUUUUGUCACAUUUUUGUUGGGAAUUUAUGCGGCUAGAUCGGGACAAAGGGAAUUUGUCACUGAACUGGAACACAAAUCAUGUUUUUCAAGGUUCUGUCAAAUACAAAAUCUGAAAAAUGUGACACAUUUUUAUUUCGACUGGAUGAAGAGCAUCUGUGAAGAUGAGUUGUGUCGUCUUGCAUAUGAUUUUUUUUUUUUUAAUCAGAUUUAGGUCAGCGCUGGCUGUACAUGAAGGGCUGUGGUGCUGCUCUAAGCGAGCAGUCUCGGUCACGUUUUCAUCCACCAUGCUACUGUUUUUAAAAAGCAAACCAAGGCAUGAUGCUGCCACCACCGUGCCUUCAUUGUCUGUUGGGGGGAUCUUAUCUUUUGCAUUUUUUUGCAGUAAACCACAGAAGUGACUUCUCGUUAUUCUCUUUUACAAAUUUAACAGUCCUGCCACUCUUCCAUUCAAAAUCAGAUUUUGUGGGGUGGUGCUGUGAACACGUUCUCUCCCCAAAGCUGCAGCUCCUGCAGAGAUACUGACAGCUUCUUUGUUUCUCAGAUGAAUGGUCCGAUUGCCUCAUAGCCCAAGCUUUUUUCAAACUUCUCUGCUUCUUUAUCCCUGACUUGUCUGGCGGGUUCACUGAUGCCGUUUACUCUCUCAUGUUCUCUAACAAACCUUCAAGGUGUUCACAGAGCAGCCGUUAAUUUCCUAAACUACACACACAUUGACCAUAUUAACUAAUUAAAUGACUUCUGAAGGCAGCUGGUUUCGCUGGAUUUAAUUCUGAGUUUUCAGUAAAUUAUUGGGUGUGUGUGAUAAGGGUAAGAAAAUGCAGACAAAGUUGAAGGGAUACGAGUAGUUUUGCAAGAAACCUCGACAUUCAGAAAAAUGCGUUCAAAGUAUGUUUGAAAUUUUAAUGAAAAAAAAAACAACUAAAGAUCUAUUUCAUAAUUCAGACAAACGAGAAAAUUAAUUAGCAAUCAGAGAGUUUCUGCCACACUGAGAAGACAAAGUAAUCAUCAUUACGCAUAAUUUCAGGCUGACGCGGUGUUUACUUUUACCAUCUUUUUUUUUUUUUUUUUUUACUGUCAGAAGAAAGUGAUGUCAUCCGCAGCAGGAACGAAUGUUGGCACAGACACACGAUCAGAUCAAAGCAGGAUGAGUGGCAGGAACGGCGAAGGCAGAGUAUUAGGUGUGAGUAAGGAACAAAGAUAAAAGAGGAGAACCGGAUGGAGAUAAGAGGUAGAAAUGGGGCAAAAACGAGGCUAGAGAGCAUUAGAGAACGUAUCGGUGAACGUAAGUCACUAAGUGAGCAGUAGUAGACUGUUCAGCCAGAAAAGCAAGUGACCCAAGCAACAGUGCACAUUUCAGUGUAUGCAUGUGUGCGUGCGUGCGCGUGCGUGCGUGUGUGUGUGCGUGUGUGUGUGUGUGUGUCCUGGCUCGACUCCCAGGAGCAGACACUUCUGUGCUGCCAAAGUUUAACUGGGUCCAUUCUCGUGCCACGGUUGAUGUAGUGAACUACACCAGAACUACAGCAUUCCACUGGGAUAAGCCUCUAAAAGGGAAUACCAUGGAAAAAGAUUGAGUCAAAGAAGGGGUUCUAAUAACAGAGCGACAGGAUUUAAGGAAAAAACAAACAAAACAGAUAUACGCAAGAGUUAAUGAGAAAAUUGCAGUAGGUAGAAGCAGAGAUAGAAAUCGAUUAAGGAGAGGAAGAAGGAGAGGGAGGUAGAGAUGAAGAGAGAGAGAGAGGGAGGGAGGGAGAGAAUCACUGGGCUCCACGAGGAUCAGCAGCGUCAGAAUGAGACGGGGAGAGAUAGAGAGCGGUAAAGAGUCAGGAGAGGAGAGGAGAGAGCGCUGGCGAGGACUAAAGGACUACCAGCUACAAGAGAGACACACCAAGAAGGAGGGAGGAAAAGCAUGCUGACCAAGGAGGAGCACAAGAAACGAACUAAUCAGGAAUGCCCAGAGAAGCCAUCGCCUGCAGGCCAUUGGUCAGAAAGUGAGAAAGACCCUGACAGAGAUGUCCACUCAGAGUUGACUAAACUUCGAAGGAGAUCAAUAAUGAAAGAAUCCCCAGAGUUUAUUGGAUAUUGAAUUCCUGUCAACAACUUCUAUACGGAGCUCUUUUCUUCUGCCACUGCAACACUCGGAUUUAUUUUGGUAAACAAAAGCUGGAACGUCUUUCCUUUCUGUUGGAUAUAACCUUGCAGAGGCUGGCUGAUGUCAUCGCUUGCCUCCAUCCCUUUCAGCUCCUCUGGGGGCUGAGCCAACCUACAGAGGAGCAUGGGCAGGAGAGUGGCGGAUCCAACUAAUCCGGUGCCUGCGCUGGGAGUUCCUCUGGCUGGGGGGCGAUGGGGUCCACUUUGCAGCAUUGGGGUGCAGACAUCUCCCAGACUGCGGACUCUACCCUCUAUCAAACGACACGGCAGCCAACAGACCACAACGCAUCAGUCCCUCACCAUGGCGACAGAACAAGCACUGGCAGCGGACACAGGAGGAGCUAUCAGAAGUGACAGCAAGAGCCUGCCGGUGUCCAAAGAGACGUCUCAGAACGAAAUCAACAGCCUUACGCAGGACGACAUGGGGUCACAAGGGUCGGGCAGUGGAGUUUAUUGCCAGAUCAGGACUAUACAAACAAACCCCAAGGACAAAAAAGAUAAAAGGACAACUCGGUAUAUAAAUGGGAGUGUCGUAGCCUCAGAUUUGGUGGAAGGAGUUUGCAGUGAAUCAACAGAAAGCAAGGAGCCAACCCAGGAAAAGAGAAGGGUGCAAUCUCUGCGAGGGGAAGGCCACCGCUCGGUGUUAAAGACAGCAAGUGUUUGUUCAGCUGCACACGCCACCACCACACCUCGGCCCUGUCGGACAAUGGCAACCUCACCGCAACGUCUUUGUGUGACGUGUGGGAGGAGACGGUCGCAGAUUACGCAGUGCACAGGUGCAUGUCGCAGGAGAGCAGUCAAUCAAAUAACGGCAAGUCAAACUUUACCUAAUCCACCACGGAAAACAUCUGUAGCCCCCGCCCAGUCGAGAAAAGCCUCUGCUGCUCUGAGUUCUCAGUCUUGCUCCAAAAGCACAGACAGAGCCAACCCACUGCAGGCCACAUCAGGAAAGGCUUCUCAAAUACCCCAGCUGUCCCACACCAUGCCAAAAACACACAGUUCACAGUUCAACCACACAGCACAUACUCAUAACCAAACAAAAGACUCAAAGCUGCAGACAAGGCCACAUUCAGCAGACUUUACCUGUUAUAAGGACUCAGCCACGCAAACAUCAGAAACACACACACACUCCAACACAGACAGAACGACAGCACUCACACAAAACGCAGAGGCGAGCCGACCUCAUCCAACAAACAAACAAAAUCACAAUCAGGGUCAAAUCCAGAAAAUUGAUGAAUCAGUCUGCAACAUUUCUAAGUCUCAAAUGCCUUCCCCUCUCAGUGACUCAAAAUCCAGCAGCACCCCACCACUCCCACCAAAACACUCUUCUAUGGCGGCCCAUUCUAAACCGACCACACCUGCAGCACACACCAAAAACGAAGAGGCCACGAAGUCACCCAAGCAAUCCACGGAUCGUGCGAAACUCAAGGACACAAGGCUGAAGAGCAAAUCGUUUGACGACAACACUCUGCCUUGUAAGACUCACAUGAAAGCACAAUGUAAUGGGGCACCAGGGGGACUUGUAGAUGGACAGGCAGUGAAUGUGCCACCUGGGCUGGAGAGGCAGCUACAAAACGUGGAAGAGAACCUUCUGUCCAAUCAGGAGAAGAUUAAAGUGCUGCUCAAUGUGAUUCAAGACCUGGAGAAGAGCAAAGCUUUAAGCGAAGGGUGAGUGGAAUGAGGCUUUAAAAAUACACAGC